This is a messenger RNA of Aureobasidium pullulans EXF-150, 919 nucleotides long. Its product is annotated as glutathione S-transferase-like protein. The record is from RefSeq and is a predicted model, not a curated record. The transcript is spliced from 2 exons. The coding region runs from base 35 to 727 and encodes 230 amino acids. Lineage: Eukaryota; Fungi; Ascomycota; Dothideomycetes; Dothideales; Saccotheciaceae.
ACCGCUCGCCACUUUUUUUCUAUCCACCUUCACCAUGUCUUCCACUCUCGUCGUCCAUCAUCUGCGCGUUAGUCAGUCUGAGACGAUUGUCUGGCUCUGCGAGGAGCUCGGUGUUGCAUACGACUUGAAAUGCUACGACCGCGAGCAGACACUUCUGGCGCCAGAGGUGUACAAAGCAUUGAGUCCUCUCAAGACCGCACCAGUCAUCGAAGACGUCGACACAUACCAACCCAACCCUGAACACAUCAAGCUGGCAGAAUCGCAAGCUUGCGUCGAAUGGAUUUCCAGAAAGUACGGUCAAGGAAGACUGAUCAACAAGCCUUGGGACGCUCACUGGAAAGAAUGGCUGUUCUGGUGGCACUUCACCCACGGCUCUCUGCAACCCGCCCUGCAAAUGAAGUUGCUUACUGCAGCACUUCCCAAGGACCACCCUGGCGCCAAGGUCGCCGACUCAAGAAUCGAACACUACCUCCAGCUGAUCGAUGAACGCCUGGGCAAGUCGCAAUACCUGGUUGGCGACGAUUUCACAGCUGCCGAUCUCAUCAUGGUCUUCCCGCUCACCACAAUGAGAGCAUUCAUUCCUAUGGACCUCGGCGCCUACUCCAACAUUCUGAGAUACCUGAAAGAGAUUGGAGAGAGACCUGCAUACCAGCGAACCUUUGAGAAGGCUGAGACGAAGCUGAAGCCCAUGCUGGACGCCAACCCUCCUUCUCUCUUCUCCAUGUAAAAGUGGCUGAGGGCAUGACAUGAACGACAUAUUUACACUUCUCUACUCUUGGAUACAAUGGCCUGACAAAGGACUUGAUUACUUGGCGCAUAUGUGGGACUCGGGCAUAGAACUAGAUUUGGCUUAGACAAGGCUACCCUAUAGACGUGGAUACCAUCUUAAACAAGGUGCCCACACCUCUUUUCUGUGAAA